UCAAAGGGUAAACCAGGCGAAUGUAACAUUAUAUAUGAUAUUUACAAGUUUAAAAUCGGAUAUCACGUGCCGGUGAAAGUGCAGCAAACUAAUAAUCGGUCGGAUAGUGAUGCAGCGAUAUUCAGGUUUUAUCGAUCAGAUUCCAGUUACAAAUCGAAAAUUAAGGAGCAUGAGGUGGACAAGAUUUUGGGAAUACAUGGUCCUGCGGACGUAGCCAAAAUCGGCAUUGCCAAGUAUAAUGACGAAUGUCGUCGAAUUGUGAUGCGUUAUUCGAAAGAAUGGAAGGAGAUCGUAAAUAGACUUGGUCGAUGGAUCGAUUUUGAGAAUGACUACAAAACGCUCUACCCCUGGUUCAUGGAGUCGGUCUGGUGGGUAUUCAAACAGCUAUUUGACAAAGGGCUUGUUUACCGCGGUUGCAAGGUAAUGCCGUUUUCAACUGCUUGCUGCACGCCGUUGUCAAACUUCGAGGCCGGUCAAAACUACAAGGACGUUGCCGACCCCUCUGUCAUCGUGUCGUUUCCUUUGCUGAAAGAUGACCAAGACACCGCGUUACUGGCGUGGACCACUACUCCGUGGACUUUGCCUAGCAACUUAGCUAUCUGUGUCCAUCCGGAACUUACCUAUGUCAAGAUUUUUGACAAUGUUCGAGCAAAAAACUUCAUUCUAAUGGAGGCUCGUUUGGAGGCUCUGUACAGAUCCCCUGACGAAUAUAAAGUCAUCGAACGCUUUCCAGGCAAAAUCCUGAACGGGAAGGAGUACUUGCCACUGUUUCCCUACUUCGAGUAUAUGAAGAAAAAGCGCAACGCAUUCCGUGUCGUUUGCGACUCUUACGUCACUACCGAAAGCGGCACCGGCAUCGUUCAUCAAGCUCCUUACUUUGGCGAGGUGAUUUAUGUUGUUUUAUUAAGUUAUUUGGAUAUGCAUGAAUAAUU
Molecule: messenger RNA, 932 nt
Organism: Soboliphyme baturini
Lineage: Eukaryota; Metazoa; Nematoda; Enoplea; Dioctophymatida; Soboliphymatidae
Source: the annotation of a GenBank genome assembly